AUGCCCGACACGACGCACAACACCCAGCCCACGGAGUCAAGUCAAGAGUCCACCUCGACCAAGCGCGACGAAUCGCCCCAGCAGCGGAACGCGCAAAACUUGCACACGCCUCCAUACAGUCCGGCGACGGCGACGCGUCAGCUCGCGAACGAGGGCGCGGACGCGACCGAGGAGGUGGCCACGCAUGAAGGGCAGGUCCCAGAAGCGGAUUCCACACGCGCACUGGCUGCUCCUGAGGAUGUGCCCUCCUCAACCGACGACUUUUACGAACCAUACAUGAACCAUCCGGAGCCAACAGAUCAGGAGCAACCGACGGAUCGUCUUCCUGAGGAAGUCAUCCCCCCGCCGCAAGCAACUUUGAUAGCAGAAUUUUGUCCCGAGUUGCGACUGGCGACGGCGAACCGGCAGUGGACUCGAGAACAGUACGACGGGGCCUUUGGGCUGGCCGACGCUGAUGUCCUUCAGGGCUAUGUGAAUCCCCGGUACAUCUGCUUCCUGCCGCCACCCCCACCCGUGUCACCCAUCGUCCUCAAUUGCCCCGACUACUACGUUCCGGAGCCCAGGUCAGCGUACGAGGAUGGUGGCGAUAUAUGGAGCACAGGGCUGCAGAUCUCCGGCGAUUCUUCAAGUGGGAGUGGUGCCUCUAUCGCCUCCGCCCCUGCACCAGCGAACGCGGAGGACAGCAGGCGGAGUCCAUCGGUCGAAAUCACCGGCGAGUAUCCGGGGAGAAUGCCAUACGAGUACGACGACUCACCGCAGUCGUGGAGCCUGCACUCUCCGUACUAUUCCGAGCCUUCUUCCCCGACCCCCCCUCCGCUACCCUCAUGGUUUCCCGAUGCCAGCCCUUACUACGCACGAGAGGCGUCCGUUGUUGUUCCUUCGGAUGACGAGGACACGACCCCAAGGCAGUACACCGGAGGCAAGUCCGUUGGAGGCAAGACGACGCGUGUCAACGGGACCAGCGCGAGGAGCAGGCGAAGCGCCACUCCCCGACCCCUACCUUCCGUUCCUGCGCCCAUCUCCCCCGCGCACUACACCCUCCCCAACCUCUCCCCUCUCCCCGACUCCAGACCCCGGCCAAUGCAGAGAAACGCCACCCCAGGCACGGAUCCCUCCAGGCUCGAGCACUGCACAGAGCGGUACCACCCGUACGGCGGCGACCGCCGGCGCAGGCCAGAGUCGAAGCGCACGGCCAAGCCGAAGACCAAGUCUCCGAUCAAGUCCAAGCCUAAGCCCAAGCCCAAGCAGGCGACGAACGCCACUCCCGCUCGACCGCCCCCGGUACACAUGAACGCGACGCCCGGCCCCGGGCCUUCUACGCUGGAGCGCAGGGCGGAGGCGUCCCGGCCGUACAGCGGCGGGAAGGCGUUCACGGCGCCCACGAUGCGCAUGCAUGAGCCGAGCGUCAAGGUCAGGCGGAACUCCAGUACCAGCACCAACGCCAACGCCGUGGCGUCGUCCUCGGCGCGGAAGAUCGAGGAUUUUUCGGAGGACGAGUACGAGCCGAGCGACGACGGGACGCAGGACGAUGGCGAGUGGCGGCCGACGACGACCAAGCGCGUCGGGCGGGUACAAGGACGCAGGGGUGCUGCCGCUGCCGCUGCGGGUACGAAGAAGCGCUCACCGACGAAGAAGCGCAGGUCCGCGCCCUCUGCCGCGUCGAGGGACGGCGCGGAACCGUCCGGGUUCCUCCUAUGCAGGUUCGGCUGCGGCCACAAGGCGUCGUCGCUCGGCGACAUGACGCGCCACGAGAUGAGCUCGCAGCAUGCGCCGCCCAGGUACAAGUGCAAGUGUGGAAAGUUCUUCCAGCGCAGCGAUUCGCUGAAGCGACAUUGCCUCGGGACUGCUUGUAUUUUCGGGAGGCACCCUCCGUGGCAUUGCUGCCCCGAGGAGUUCCCGCGCGAGGACUACGAGGACCCGGAAGGCGAGGAGCACCAGGAGGAGUAG
Messenger RNA from Gloeophyllum trabeum ATCC 11539, 1947 nucleotides. RefSeq lists its product as uncharacterized. The coding region runs from base 1 to 1947 and encodes 648 amino acids. The transcript is spliced from 2 exons. The record is from RefSeq and is a predicted model, not a curated record. Lineage: Eukaryota; Fungi; Basidiomycota; Agaricomycetes; Gloeophyllales; Gloeophyllaceae.